Apis florea (little honeybee) is the source of this 2464-nucleotide messenger RNA. RefSeq lists its product as uncharacterized. NCBI's taxonomy places the organism in Eukaryota, Metazoa, Arthropoda, Insecta, Hymenoptera, Apidae. The record is from RefSeq and is a predicted model, not a curated record.
UAUGAUGGGGUCAGUGAGGAAAUUUAUCGAAUUUUAUCGAACGAUUGCCAAUAUUAUUCUUUCCUUCUUUUUUUUUUUUUGUUUUAAAAUGGCGUUAAUUAUAUAUUUAGAAAUAAGGAGAGGAUAAGGAAAAAACACAAAGAUCGAAUCACGUUGUCCAAGUCACGUCAUCUUCGCAGCAGCAUGAAAGAUAUCUCUAUGGGUGAUUGCGCGGAAAUCUCCAAACCGAUCUAUUUUUAUCCCGAAAAAUUGGACGAUUUUCAGAAAUACGUGAAAACAAGUUUGUCCGGUUUGAAACGCGAUAAGAAUUUAGAGAAUUACACGCUUUUGAUCAGGUAUAUAAUUACAUUAUCGAACUCUUACUCUUUGCUAUUAUUACUUUUUCCCCGUUUAUUAUUUAUAAAUGUAAAGCGAACAAUUUUAUCAACAGAUUUCUAUAUCCAAUAGACCGUAAUGCAAUGUAAUUUUUUAAUUUCCAGCAAGGUGCCUCUAUCGGUAAGAAUGGGUCGCUUCUCUUCCGGCAUAUUUUUCCGGCAUCACAAGAAUACGUGACAUCACAUUAGCAUCCCACUUCCAGAUUAAGCAGAGAAACUUGUUGGCAGAAACGUGGUGAUUCGAUAAAGUUAAUAUGACGUCACGUGUUCUCAUCCUAUCGAAAUUCGCUACUUUCAGCGGCGGUAAUUCCAAUUUGUAGUAAAAGAAAGAAAUAAACCAUGCGUAUACAGAUGAUUUUUAUCGUCUUUGUUUCAUUCGUUGCUUUGAUUAAACUGUUAAUCUUUUGCAUAUAUUAAGAGAUUAUAUAUUCGCGAAAAUCUAUUUCGCUCUGAAACUCUCGAGAGGAGAAAUUGUAGAGUGCAAGAGAUUAACACGUAAGCAAAUAUAUCAACGAACAACGAUUAGCAAUGGUAUCGUGACAUUUGGCAUUGCAGUUCUUCAACUUUUCUGUGAAGAGAAAAAUGAACGGACAAAUUCGAAUUCAGCUGAGAAUUGAUAAUAUAAUUUCGUUUAAAAUUUCGUUCUUUUACAGUGGCAGUCCACAACAAAUGGCGAUAUUCGAUCAAAAGUUCGAUAAGGAAGACAUGGUGAUUGUUCAAGAUCCGUACAUGAAAGUGGAGUACAAGGAAUGCGGCACUUCCACCGACAAACUGUCGGCGAAAGUGGAAGCCUCAAGCUCGGAACACGAGGGGCCAACUAGAGACCUUAACGAGAAUGUAAUGGACCCAAUAAAUCGAAGAAUUUAUAAGAUUUCGUUCGAAAAACAAUCUUUAUUUAAAAUACUCCCUAAUAAUUUAAAAAAUUUUGCGUUUUCACAAUUCUAUUCUACUUUCUUUCUUUAACGCAGGACACGGAAACGUACAUAAAGGAAAUUGAAUUCAGCUCGAUCCCGGAACACACCGGGUCAGGAUAUUCUAUGAACAAGUUGUUGUAUCAAACAAGUCAAUGCCAAUGUGAUCAAGAUUGUUGUAAAUCCAAUGAAUAUUCUUUUGGAUCUUUGAAUCCAACUUUGAACAAGGCAGCUAUGUCAACGCAGUAUUUGCCCGAGGUAAAAAAAAGAAAAAAAAAUAGCGUUAAAGUAAAUGAAAGAUUGUUAUUAACAGGCAAAAAUUACAUAAGAAUAUCAUAAUUCCAUAAAGCAUCAUUUAAGAUUGUCUCGAAGCUCGAAUCCAAAAUUGCGUAAAGUGUUACAAGAGAACAACGAGAAUCUGUAUACAUCUAUCGAUUGCAAUAAUCACAUGGAUACUUGUCCUAUGAAGCACGUUAAUUCGAACACUCGAAAGGUUGAUUUUAGAGAGGAAAAUAUACACGGGCAUAACGAAACAUGCGCUGAACAGGUAUUACGUUAUUGGUUCGUGAGAGAAUAUUUGAAUAUGACUUUUUUUUCCUUUUUUGAACAGAAACAAAUGGAGAAUAAAUAUGCGUAUGAAAAUAUGACCAAAUUACGGAAAAAAAGGUCUAGGAACAACGAACCGUCGAGUGGUUACUAUUGCAACGAUUUUUCAUACCUCACUGAUCGAGGAGGAGAAGCUGACGACGAAAAUUCUCAACAAGUGGAACGGCCGAUUCGAAAGCACUAUCUCGACGAGAAACCUCAAAAAGAGAAUACUUUGUUGGAAAGUUCGGACGAGUCGAUUUUGGAUUAUUACGAAGGACUUGAUAUGGAGCCUAUCCUGAAAAAUCGAUUCAAACCGGCUCUGCUACGAGCGGUGAAUUGGAUCUUCGGUGGUUGCCCGGAAGCAUCGAGAAAAGCGGCGUUGAAACGCAACAAGAUCGAAAAGGAAGAGAGCCAAGAGACCGACGAAUGGUGCCUGUAGUCAAGGGCUUUGAAUACCUCGUUGCAAAUCGUUUCACACCGUCGGCAAAAUCGUAGUUCUGUCGCAUCGAACAUUUCACGUAAUACAUCUCAUCGAUCGUUAAAUUUACGAAGUUUAUCGAUAAAAUUUAAAAAAAAAAAAAAGAAAAAAAA